AUGCAGAAGCACUGCACCACCUGCCCAGCUAGCGCGAUGAGAGUGAUGGCCGAGGUGUUGCGGCAGGCGCGGGUGCUGUGGCCGAUCGAGGAGUCGGAUUCGGCGGUAUCCACCACGGUGAUCGUGCGGAUAGAGGCCAUCAAGGAUGCCAACCUGGACGACCUGGUCACCAUGCCAGGUGGCAGUGUAUGGGUCCUCCAGAAGAACAGCACCCAGGACGGUCAGGUCAAGAAGAUCAGCCUGGAGUCGGAGAUUGAUUGGUCGGUGAACAGGAUGCUGCACUUCAAGGCACACUCGACGGCGCAGCGCGCUUUCCAAGAAGCCGCGCUCACGGACGCGAGCCCCACCAGCAGGCGGAGCGCGUUGAGAAGGCCCAGCGGCGCGGGCAAGAAGAUGAGCCUCCCCGACGUGUUCGAGGAACAGAACACAACGCCCGCUCAGGCCUGCUUCAGCUGCCCGUUCGGGAGGCUCCAGGGCAUGGUGCGGGCCGCGCGCGGGGGCAGGUCGCCCCGCGGCGCGCCGAGAUGA
This is a messenger RNA of Prorocentrum cordatum, 528 nucleotides long. NCBI's taxonomy places the organism in Eukaryota, Dinophyceae, Prorocentrales, Prorocentraceae. The record is from the annotation of a GenBank genome assembly.